This is a messenger RNA of Cydia amplana, 3237 nucleotides long. It is a transcript of the gene Srrm1, whose product is annotated as serine/arginine repetitive matrix protein 1-like. The transcript has 15 exons. Bases 249 to 3101 code for a protein of 950 amino acids. Gene Ontology annotation, molecular function: RNA binding. The record is from RefSeq and is a predicted model, not a curated record. Gene Ontology annotation, cellular component: spliceosomal complex. Gene Ontology annotation, biological process: mRNA processing; regulation of mRNA splicing, via spliceosome. NCBI's taxonomy places the organism in Eukaryota, Metazoa, Arthropoda, Insecta, Lepidoptera, Tortricidae.
UGUUUCCAAAAUGGCGAACGUUCGUGCGCUUUGCACGCGAUCGUAGUCAUUUCUUUAAAUUGUGACUGUUUAGAAAAUGACGCCAAUUGAAUAGUGUAAACUGUGAGGCUUGUGAGCUCUUUUGCCUCCAACACUGGUUGGAUUGGGAUAAAGUGAUUAAGGUUACAAUAAAUCGGUCUUGGUGACUAGCGUCCUCACGCUAUUUGGCCUGGCCACUUUUUUGAUUUGAUUGAUUGAUUAAGAAAGCUAUGCUGAUGUAUACGGGAACGAGUACCGAGCAGGACACGCGCUUCAGCGACAAGGAGAAGAAGCUGAUGAAGCAGAUGAAGUUUGGGGAUUGUUUGACCCAACAGGUGGACAUGUCCAAGGUGAAACUGGACGUGUUGAAGCCAUGGAUCACACAGAAGAUCACCGAAAUCCUCAAGAUGGAAGACGACGUGGUCAUCGACUAUGUCAACAACCAGCUAGAGGAAAAGUUCCCUUGUCCUAAAAAGAUGCAGAUAAACCUGACGGGUUUUCUGAACGGGAAGAACGCGCGUCUGUUCAUGGGCGAGCUGUGGGAGCUGCUGCUGAGCGCGCAGGCCAGCGAGAACGGGAUACCGGAGUCAUUCACGCAGCAGAAGAAAGAAGAGAUUAAAAAGAGAAUGGAGGAGCAGCAGAAGGACAAAGACAAAGACAAGGAUCGUCGCCGUACGCGGUCUCGCUCGCGGGACCGGGAGCGUCGGCGGUCGCGCGACCGGCGCCGCUCGCGAUCCAGGUCCAGAGAUCGAUCUAAUGACAGGAAGCAUCGCAACGGAGGCAGUCCGAAGCGGUCGAGGAAGCGCAGUCGUGACAAGAGCCAGACAAGAGAGAAGACGACGCAUGCUGAUGACAAGAUUCCAGAACCUAAAGAAAACGGCAAGUCUCCCGAGAAGAAAGAAGACGCAGCCAAGGAGGAGGCGAACCACAACUCCACCAGCGACUCCAUCAAGGAGGAUAAGGAGGAGGAGACGAACCACAACUCCAUCAAGGAAGACAAGGAGGUGAAGGCGGAGGGAGACGGCCGCAAGUCCCGGUCCGCCUCGCCGGACAAAUCUGCUGAUAAGGUGGCCGAGGACAAGAAGGAAGAGAAAGGUCGCUCUUCCAGGUCACGUUCCUCGUCUGCUUCGUCGCAUGGCAGUGCAAAGAAGAGGUCGUCUCACAAGAAGCGUCAGUACCGUUCCAACCGCGACUCUUCAACAAGUGUCAGUCCUAGAAGGAGCUCCCGCAGAGAGAGAAGCAAAUCAAGAGAUCGUCGCCGGAGCAGCCGCCGGUUGUCGGUGGACCGACGUGACAGAGAGCGCGAACGCGAGCGAGAAAGAGAGCGCGAGAGGGAGAGGCGACGACGCGAAAGAGAGAGGAGAGAGAGGUCACGCGAACGUCGCCGAUCGCUUGAACGACGCCGGCGUACGCGCUCACGCUCUCGACGACGUUCAAGGGACAGGUCUCGCGACCGUCGGCGCUCUCGGUCGCGACGCCGCUCGCGCUCCCGCCGCCGCUCGGGGCGCGGCUCGCGCGAGCGCCGCUCCAGGGACCGACGCUCCAGAGAUCGCCGCUCGCCGAGACGCUCGUCCAGGGAGAAAUCCAGAGAGAAGAAAUCCAGGGAUCGUAUGCUGAAGGAUAGAAGAUCUAGGGACAGGAAGUCUCGUGAACGAAGGUCCAGCGACUUAAUCAAGGAGCGCUUGGAGAAAUCCGUUUCUAUUCCGAGAAAAGAAAAUCUUUCAGAGAAGCUGAUGAAAAAAUCUUCAGAACGUGUCUCUAUUCCGCGUGAACGCUCUAAAGAGAGAGUUAUAUCAAGUUCCAGUAGAGAAUCUUCUGUUGCCAAUGAUAAAUCUGCGUCGCAAAAUGACUCUCAGGUUAAGGCACCUCACUCUUCUGACGAAGAAGACAGAGAAGACUUCAUUCCCAUACCCACCUUGCGUGAGUAUUCUAGGAGUCUCUCAAGGACCCCGUCACCUUUCCUAAGGAAACAUGAAAUGGAGACUACCAAAAAAUCCGAACGAUCCGGCGAUGACGUGUCGAGCAAAGAACAUGUCGAAGAAGAGGCAAAGCCCCAAGAUACAAAGAAAAGCAAAAGAAAAACCAACCAAUCAGAAUCAGAAAGUGAAAGCAGUGGAGAAGUGGCGAAAUCCAAGAGCAAGUCCAAGCUCAAGCGGAAGGAGAAAGCCUCUAGCUCUAAGAGGUCUAAGAAAUCCAAAAAAGAGAGUUCUUCCAGUGACAGCGAUUCUGAAGAGUCGUCCUCCAGCGAUUCAGAGGAUGAUCGUAAAAAAAAGAGCAAGAAGAAUGCUAAGAAGAAGUUAGCCAAGAAAUCUAGAAAGAAGAGAGCUCGGUCAUCGAGUUCAGAGUCCAGUUCUGAAGAAGAAGUAAAGCAUAAGAGCACCAAGUCAAAACAGAAAAACAUUCCAGACGACUCUGACGCCGACAAAAAAUCUAGUAAAAAACGCAAGGACUUGAGUACAGAGCGCUCAAAACCUGAGAAAGUUGAUAGCAAACAGAAACCUAAGAAAGCAGAUAAUUCAGAAGAUUCUCACGAUGACUCCUCCGACAGUGACGGAAAAACUAAAAAGAAAGCUCCCAAGCGCGAUUCAUCUAGCUCUCCAGAUAAAGACGUUCGACGCAGUAAGAAAGUAGAACCGCCCAAAGAAAAGGCGUUAUCGCCCGAGGCGAAAUCAAAGAAAGCUGACGAAAAACAAUCUAAAUCCAAGCACGUUGAAGAGGCGAAGCCUAAAUCUCGCGAAGAUGAAAAGAAAGGAAGGAAGCGCGAAAAAGAGGAAUCUUCCUCCGAUAGUGACCAAGUAUCGAAGAAAAAGGCAAGAAAGAAGGUUUCGGAAUCCGAAUCUGAUUCGGAUAGUGACGAGCCGAAGAAAAAGAGAAAUAAGAAACACAAGAAGCACUCUAAAAAACACAAGAAACACAAAAAGCAUAAGAAAUCAUCCAAAAAGAAGGAUGACUCCUCUGAUAGCGACGAGGCAGAAGAGGAGGAAGAGGAAGGAAAGGUCAAUAAUGAGGACCUUGAGAAGAAACUACGCGAAAGAGCGCUCAAGUCUAUGAAGAAACAAACUAGUGCGUCUGGUUCUGACUAACUUUUUUCUGUGUGGGUUGGACUUGAGUCAGUAGUAGGAGUAUUUUAAUGAAUUAAUUACUGAAAUAACAUAUUGACUAAGCUUGCAUUACAUGUAUGUCACAUUGUUAGUAUUUAAUAAAGUUUCAAAAAUAAAA